This is a messenger RNA of Python bivittatus (Burmese python), 408 nucleotides long. The record is from RefSeq and is a predicted model, not a curated record. Lineage: Eukaryota; Metazoa; Chordata; Lepidosauria; Squamata; Pythonidae.
GCCCGGUAUCCGGGUAAGAUGGCCGCAGUCGGAGAGUGCUCGAUCCCUGUUCCGUGGAAUUCGGUGUCUCUCACUCACGUCGAGUAUCCAGCAGGUGACUUCACUGGCCGCCUCCUCGCCUACCUGAGUCUCAGUCCCAUUUUCAUCAUAGUUGGCUUCAUCACCCUCAUUGUUUUCAAGAGAGAGCUGCACACGAUCUCUUUCUUGGGCGGGCUGUGUUUCAACGAAGGUGUAAAUUGGUUAAUCAAGAACAUUGUCCAGGAGCAGAGGCCUUGCGCAGAAGCCCACCCGUCUGUUUAUUCAAAAUACGCCAUGCCUUCCAGCCACUCUCAGUUUAUGUGGUUUUUCUCUGUCUAUUCUUUCCUCUUCCUUUAUUUAAGGUGAGUGGCGUUUUCGUCAGUCGGGGGU